This is a messenger RNA of Symbiodinium sp. CCMP2592, 957 nucleotides long. The record is from the annotation of a GenBank genome assembly. Lineage: Eukaryota; Dinophyceae; Suessiales; Symbiodiniaceae.
AUGAGUCAAGCCAUGCAGAUCGGUGCAUUGCAAGAAUCCGCGCCGGAUGCUUCAGCCCAGACCGACCCCUCGAUGUUUCAGUCUUCGAAGGAGUCUCGGACGAUGAUUGCUUGCAGGGCGGACGUUGAGGUUGUGGACCCGUGCGACCCUUCAUGGCUCUUGAUGCCGAGCCUGUUGGAAUACCUUUCCGUGGAUGACAUUUUGGAGUGGCGCCGGACAUCUCGGCAGACCAGAAGUCCCAGGGUCUUGAUACAGCACCUGACCGAAAUGGGCAGGUUGGACAGGUGCGAGUCAAUUCUCGGUUUUUCUGCAAAAUGGAAGUCCAUGGCAAAUGACCCUCGCGCCUUCGAUGCCAACAUUGCAAAGGAUGUCACGCAGCAGAAGUUCUUUGAGUGCCGAUGGUGGUGUAUGAGGCUGACAAGAGCCUGCUACACCCAAAUGUUUCCCGAGAGGGAUGUCUGGCAUAUCACCCAAGAAAACCUUCGACAUUUGUUUGUGCACUGCCGCGACGUGGAUGAAUCUGUGAGUUGCUCCGCGCACCAUCUUAUUCUGAACCAUGCGUAUGGCUGCCACCCUUCUGUGCAGCAAGAGAUCGCGGAAGGCAUGCUGGGCUUAAUGGGAGAGCUCUUACCAGAGUUGCCAGAAGAGUCCGAAACUGAAGUGAGCAAAGCGGCCGCGAUCCAGGCAGAGAAGUGCUCCGCGAAUCUUGAAUGGGUUCUGCGUGCACUGACGAGGCCUCAGCGUCAGAGGUGGGUGUCCUUGCUGGUCAGACUCCUACAUCUCCUACAGGGUCAGAACCCAUCCCAGACCACGCUGGUUCAUCGCCUGACGCUCCUAUGGCGGGCGGAUGACGAUCCCAGACGCAGCUAUGCAGAAGCAGACAAGCAGCUGAAGACUUUGUCGCAGCAUGGGAGCCGAGAUAUAAGGAACGCGCUUCUCAGGCUCCGCUUGUGCUAA